Molecule: messenger RNA, 753 nt
Organism: Cucurbita moschata (crookneck pumpkin)
Lineage: Eukaryota; Viridiplantae; Streptophyta; Magnoliopsida; Cucurbitales; Cucurbitaceae
Exons: 1
Coding region: 1-753 (250 amino acids)
Source: RefSeq, a predicted model, not a curated record
AUGUCUUUACCCUCUUCACAUAUAAAAUCACAUUCAUUUGUCAAAAACCCAAUUAACCAAACAACCCGACAUAGAAUCCUCUGUUCUCAGCCGCCAUUGAUGGACCUUGAGCAACUUCUAAAUCUCUUCAAUUCCGUCUGGUUUGAGCGUGAAAUCUUCAACAACCACCCCUUUUCAUCUAACCCCCAAAACCCACAACCAGAAAAUCCCUUAAAAAACCCGCCGCCGCCGGAGGAGGAGGAGGAGGAGCCUUUCGUCCGACAGAUUCGAACGAGGUCAAUAAGCGAAUACUUAGCCUCCAAAUUGAGCUUUAUGUCCAAUUCCAACUCACCCAAUUCAGUUCUGUUUUCGCCAAAGCUUCAAACGAUGGCCGGAAACGAGUCGCCGGAGAACAGCCAGAGAGGAAAUGAACGGCGGCCGGAAACAGAGUUGAGAAUGAAGUGGUCGGAAAGUAAGAGCUUGUCGGAGCUGGAAUUCGAGGAGCUAAAAGGGUUUAUGGAUAUGGGAUUUGUUUUCACGGAGGAGGAUAAAGAUUCUAGCUUGGCGUGGAUUGUUCCGGCAUUGAACAGAGGCCGGAAGGAAGGAGAAGAAGAGAUGGGUGGGGAAAUUUUGAGGCCUUAUCUUUCGGAAGCUUGGGAAGCUAUGGAGUUGAGGAUGCCAUUGAUGAAGAAAUGGAGGUUUCCUGGUAAUGAGACUGAUAUGAAGGAUAAUCUCAAAUGGUGGGCUCAUGCAGUGGCUUCUACUGUUAGAUGA